AUGCGACAGUGUUUAAAGACUUUUCACAGAUCAGAUAGUUUCUGAGCAACACUGAAACAUCGCGCUGUCGUGUGCAAUAAAUAUGGGAUGUGGGAGCUCCAAAAUCACGGUGGUUGAACCCGUAAAACCGUGCAGCAGAAAUGAGACCGAAAUUCAUGAUCUUUCCGUGGCUCAGGGGGGCCCUCGUGGGGACUCCGCGGUGUCCAAAACCACCACAGACAGCGGGGUCGGUUUUGAUGCCGGAGAGCCAACAGCUCUACCAGGAUCUGUACCUAGACUACUACCACCCCUGCGAGCCCAGAGUCCUGCAUUAGCCCAGCAGAGCCAUGAGAGACCCAAGUCCAGCACCAUCCUGGAGGAACUGCUUACUCAGGGAAUCAUUCCAGCUCAGCCGAGACAGGGCACCAGUGGAGAGGCCUACAACAUUCUGAUGGAUGACGUUGGAAAGCCAAGGAGCAGACCACCCGCUCGGCUGGAGUCGCUUAAAACCCAAAAAGAACAAGCGGUCACGGGAAAAGAAGACAUUGAGAUCAAGAUGAGCCAGGUUGAGAAAAGAAGAAAGGAAAGAGAGGAAGACCUAAAACUUAGGUUGAGGACUAAAUCCGCACGGCCUCGUAUUUUUGCAGAGGAACAAAACCAUUUAGAACCGGUCCAUUCUGAGCAGCUUCCUGUCCCAACCCGAACCAAAGAGCUACAGACACCAAUGGAUAAAAAGUCUGAGGACCAAAGACUUGCUGACUCCCCAGAAGUGGAAAAUGACUCCACCUUUCAACAGAUUGAAAGCACAGAUGACUUUGGCUUUUAGACCUGCUCCAUUCUCUUGGUUUAUUCCAGACUAGAGCAGACUAAAUUGCCACUGUUCAUACAGAAAGAGUUUAAUCUAGGGGUGUUCCUACAUGUACAUUCUUAGAGUUGCACAUGCACUUUACAGGUCAUUAUUAAUCUCGAUUUAGCACAGAGUGUAUGGGUCAGAUAUGACUCUGAUCUCAGUUGUUACAUUAUUAUAUAGGAAAAAUAAAAUAGAAAUCAUGUGCCUUAUUGGUUUAAACAUCAAGACAACUAAAUAAUGAAUGAUAGAUUAAGGAUGAAAUACUGGUUUGAGUGGCCAAUGCUUUUGCAGAAUUUUCUUUUAUGCAGAACUGAGUUUUGUUCAUUAUUCUUGUGAAAUCUAGUUUUCAUCUUAUAUGAAAUUGAUAUAUUUGCAUAUGUUGCUAUUAUGUAAAAUCUGUUGACAUUAAUUUAUAAAUGUUUUCAAUGACACUUUCAAAAAUUAACCAUUGUUUUCGACAACAUACACUGAAAACAGUUAGUGUAGUUAAACCCAGAAAUUAGUCAUGGUUUUGCUGCAGUAACCAUUGUUUAGGCCUAACCAUGCAUGGUAUUUGUUGUAAAAACAUUUCAAACGGUUAUCUAAAUUGUAAUCAAUAUGCCGAAAAUAUGAGUUUAUUUUUCGUAUGGGACAGUCAAUAAAUAUUUUAAGAACGUGUUUUUGCGUUCAUGUCACAGAAGGCCACAAGGAGUCGCUAGUCGCAUAAGGCAAGAGGGCUGAGACAUGGAUCUUGGCCUCUGUUAUAGGAUUCUGAGAUAGCUCUUUUAUAUGUUAGUUUAUCUCUUUGCAGUUAUGGUGGUGUACUGUAACCAAGCUUACUGCAAUUGGCUAAUUA
Molecule: messenger RNA, 1664 nt
Organism: Triplophysa rosa
Lineage: Eukaryota; Metazoa; Chordata; Actinopteri; Cypriniformes; Nemacheilidae
Gene: stmnd1
Product: stathmin domain containing 1
Exons: 5
Coding region: 83-805 (240 amino acids)
Biological process (GO): microtubule depolymerization; neuron projection development; regulation of microtubule polymerization or depolymerization
Cellular component (GO): neuron projection; cytoplasm
Molecular function (GO): tubulin binding
Source: RefSeq, a predicted model, not a curated record